Cervus elaphus (red deer) is the source of this 1327-nucleotide messenger RNA. RefSeq names its product spermatogenesis associated serine rich 1 (gene SPATS1). The record is from RefSeq and is a predicted model, not a curated record. The transcript is spliced from 7 exons. Lineage: Eukaryota; Metazoa; Chordata; Mammalia; Artiodactyla; Cervidae. Bases 164 to 1042 code for a protein of 292 amino acids.
GGGAAGCCUUGAUAAAGAGGCCAGCCCUGCCCUCUCGACUUUCAGUGGCCCCUGAAGUUUCUGCUUCCUUUGAUUGAUACUUUUUUUUUUUUUUUACAAAGGUCUUUUCUUUGUCUCCGGUUCGCUUUUUAAUAUUUAAAUCAGCAUCUGCACGGCUGAGUCCAUGGACGCUGGAAGCGGUCCUGGGGGCUGUCGUCUCCGCCCCCUCCAUAGCAGAGACCUGAAGAAGGUUCAAGACAAAGGAGACUCUGACAUCACCACGGGAGAGAAGAGAUACAAUACCAAGCACAAUGAUCUUCUGGAAUCUAAGGGAUGCUUUGCCAACGUAACAUCAUCUGGCAGAAGGGUCAGCCCCUCCUCUACUGAAACAGGUCUGAGUGUCGGUAAGCCUCUCAGCCCUUGCAGAGGCCUUGUCCACCUAGACCCUGCUGCAGAGUUGGAUCUGAAAUCCUCCUCCUCACAUUCUGAUCACUCCUCUGAAACUUCAUUGCCUGAAGUCCAAAAGGAUAAAUAUCCCCAGGAAUUCAGCCUGCUCAAGUUGCAGACAAAAGAUGGGCAGCGUCCUGAGUGGACAUUUUAUCCAAGGUUUAGCAGCAACAUCCACACCUACCAUGUUGGAAAGCAGUGUUUCUUUAACGGGGUCUUCCUCGGCAAUAGGAGGUCUCUGUCAGAGAGGAUCGUGGACAAGAGCCUUGGGAGAAAGAAAUAUGUUCUUGACCCCAGGAAUGGAAUCCCAAAGUUAACUCCAGGAGAUAAUCCAUAUAUGUAUCCAGAACAGAGUAAAGGCUUCCAUAAAGCAGGAUCAACUCUCCCGCCAGUGAAUUUUUCAAUAGUGCCUUAUGAAAAGAAAUUUGAUACGUUUAUUCCACUUGAGCCUCUUCCACAAAUCCCCAACUUGCCUUUCUGGGUGAAGGACAAGGCCAACAUGCUGAAGAGCGAGAUAAGAGAAGUCGAAGAGCUUGACAACUGGCAGCCAGCGAUCUCCUUGCUACACAGUUUGCUACCUGCUGGUGGGUCAAAGGACUUUCAAAAAAUAGCAUAACAACUGGAGGCAACCCCGGAAGAGCAGGCUUGAGGUGGCCCCUGGGCAGAUGUCACGGCUGUGGGUUGCUGUCAAGUAUAUGUUCGAGAACUGUUGGUCUUGUGAUGGAGCACAGCCUUUAACUGUGCCUCUAUCCACAGGUUCUUUCGACUUUCCAAGACAGUCCUGAACAGAAACAGGUCCAGGAAGCAGGCACUGACUGGCCCCUGGAGAGCCUUUUCCUGUUGAUUGCUUCUGUUAGUGCAACUGUUCUAAAUCAAAUGUUUGACUUGGAUGCAAAAUCAC